CCAUGUCAAUCAGUGUGUUUAGCUGGACGUACGGGGUGAUUGUUGCCGUGUGAAACCCCGACUCCUGCAGCCCAGCGCCCCGCUUCGGCGGCCGGUUUGUGCGGACGCUGACCGGCGUCGGACGCGAGGGGCGGGGGCUGAUGCCGGGCUGAUGACGCGGGGUACAGGGCCGUGAGUCAGCAGCUGUACGGACCGCCGCUGUAGGCGCGCAGAAGCGCCCUUCGCUUUGCCGAACGCAGACUCGGCUACCCGCUUUCCGCACGGUGAACAUGGCGCUCCCCGCAUCCCCGGAUCUGCAGCUGAGCACAGCGGCACAGAGCGGCUCGGUCAGCGGCGGCGAGCGCGACCUGCGCCUCGAAGAUAAGGAGUGGAAGGAGAUAACGCGAAGGGGGGACGACGGCACCUCCCUGCCCCUGCAUUCACCGUGGACCUUUUGGAUUGACAGGUCAUUACCAGGAACGACAGCAGCGGAGUGUGAAUCGAACCUCAAGAAAAUCUACACUGUUCAAACCAUUCAGUGUUUCUGGAGUGUUUACAACAACAUCCCCGUAGUGUCCGCCUUACCUCUGAGGUGCAGCUACCACUUAAUGAGAGGGGAGAGGAGGCCUCUGUGGGAGGAUGAAAGUAAUGCCAAGGGUGGAGUAUGGAAGAUGAAAGUACCCAAAGAAAGCACUUGUGCGGUUUGGAAAGAAUUGCUGCUGGCUACUAUUGGAGAGCAGUUUACGGAUUAUUGUGCUUCAGAAGAUGAAGUUGUUGGUGUGAGUGUCAGUGUGCGGGACCGGGAGGACGUGGUUCAGGUCUGGAACGGGAACUCUGCCUACGCCAGUGAAGCAAAUAUCCUUGGGAAAAUUUAUGAGCUCCUCCCACAAAUAUCUUUCAAAGCAGUAUUUUAUAAGCCUCAUGUGGAGCACCGUGCCUUUGAAGGAGGUCGACCCCGACAUUGAGGUCCAUUCUGGCCCUCAGCAUGAGGCAUUGGACAGGGAAGGAAAACAACUCCCUCACCGGAGCACUACUCUGCAUCAUCUGGAACCUCACCAGCCGUCUUAAAUGGGCCUGUCCGCCCGCACCUCUGCCAGUAGAUAUCUGCGUGUUUGGCACGGAUGUUAGAUCCCUUUUACGGUGUAUUUCUAGUCUAGGUGCUUGUGCGGCAGGCGUUGCGGGAGGACACCUGAAAAUGGAACAGUGCUAGUAAUCGUAUACAGAGGUGUACUGUGCGUUUGCAGUGGAAUGAAGUGGACCGGUGCCUGGCAUGACUUGUGCUGCGACGUUGCAUCCAGUCAGAGGGUGCAGGAUGAAUAAGCCAACUUCACAUUUUGGUGCUGCUCUCUGGAUGCCACACUGGAGAAAGGGAAAAAAAAUGAAGAAAAAAAAAAAAACAGCUGUUCUUCUCAUGGCUGUGAAAUGGAGAUUGGAUACUGUACACAAAUCUGCCCCCCCUCAAUGUAUUUCUGUCUGUCUGUCUUAUUGAUGAGGAACCAGCGCUGCCUCUUUGUUUUGAUAUAUGGCAUCUGUGUUUGGUGCCAAAUGAUUGUUCACCUUCACAGUGGUGACUCCCAUCUCUACUAUUGUUGAAAAGUGUCAUGAAAUCUUGUUUAGAGGUUUUUUUUUCCAGUGUUGUCACUGGAAAUUACUGCCACGUUUGCCACUUUUAUUCUGAUUUUGUUUUUACGGUAGAUGUACCAUGUCCUUAUUCUUAUUGUAUCACUGAUUGAUUCUGGAAAGAGAACUGAUGUUUCAUUUUAAAAAUUAUUUACAUCACUGUCUAAUGAUACUUUUUAUAGCAUUAGUUUUGCAUUUCAGGCUUUUUUUUUUUUUUUUUAAAGGUUAUUGUCUAAACAGAAAAUGUCAUUCAUUGUAAUUUCAGUCGAGUUAUGCUUUUCUUUAAAUUCUGGAUGUAGAAAUGCAUGUUACACCCUGUGUCAUGCUAUUAUUAUGCAUAACGUGAAUUAUCCGAUAUUCCAAAAAUGAAUGAGUAGAUACUAGUGAAAAUUGCACGAAAUUGGUAUUAGUUAUGUAUAAAUGUGGUCAAAAUCAUGCCACGUGUUAUGCAAUAUUUGGAGAGAGAUUCAUGAUUUACCAAAAUAUGCACUUUUUCCACUGUGCCACGCUAUUAUGCAAACCUAUGUAAUUGCAACAAUAGUUUUAUCAAGGUGAUUUCUACAGAAACACAGGAUUUUUUUUUAUCGUUAUUUAGAACAGACAGUAAAGGUGUUGAGAAAAUUCUUACAUAACAAUCUUCCGCAUUGAAGAGCUUAUUUACUCAUGAGCAGUUAUGAUCAAAAAUGAGUCUUUGCUCCACUGAAUUGGUUAGAUUCUGCAUUUCUGAGGGUAGAUCCCUUCUUGCUGAUGUUGAACUAGCACCCUACAGUUCAUCUUUUGAAGGAAGCUGAUGUUCCGAGGAAUAAUUUUGUUGCUUGAUAACGCUCCAUAGGUUUUCAAUGGGAUUCAAAUUGAGCAAAGAUGCUGGCUGUUCCAUCAGAUGAGUGUUUUUGAAGCCCAGUUUCAUCAAGCGCUCUUCUGUCUUCCUUGGCAGCAUGUGAUAGAGCAUUGUCAUGCAUGAGUAUCAUUUUCCUUCUUAAUGCCUCGGCGCACUGGUUUCUCAGAAAUUCAAUAUAAGCAGCAGCAGUCAAAUUUACACCUUCGGGAACUUGCCAAUUACCAGUUAGUGUACUACCAAUUAUUCCAGUGCAAGACCUCAACCUCCUUGCUGGCAUCUGUGUGAGAAGAUUAGGACUGUCAUAUCUGACCCAGCCCUGGCUCCAUCCAUCAGGUCCAUCAGUGAACAUUACAGCUUGGAUAGUUUUUGAGGCCAUUCCACAUACUUAACUUUCUGACUGCCCUUUCUUGGAGGUGAAAAAUCUGUCUUCAACUAUUAGCCAUGGUGGUGGAAUGUCCUACGUUUUUUUUGUUUGUCUUGAUACAUUGGUGGCACCAGCCUGGUCAAAUGUCUUUGCAUUUGGCUAAAGGCUUUUUCGUCAGCACUUGUUUAAUGAGAAAGAGUUUGUCUUGUGAAACAUAUUUCGUUUUUUCCUUAUGAUCUUUUCCUAACUACAUUCAGUUCUACUGUAUUUAUGGCACAAGUUUAUAAUUCGGUUACAUCUGUCUUACAUCCCCUAAAUUUAAUGUUUUAACCAAUUUGCACAACUUGCUUAGUAUACUUGCUUAGUAGUACUGUGGGGGGAAAAGUGCAAAGAUGACAGCAACUUUUGUACUCUGGUGCAGUAAUCAAUGAAAUUUUCACAUGAUGCAGCUCACUUUCAUUAAUGUGAAUAUGCGAAGGCAUUAUAACGAACUACAACAAAAUGUUUUGCAUACUAGCGUGGUACAUAGUGUAUAGAACAGAUAGCUUGAAAUUAGCAGAUUUCCGGUCUGGUGUCAUGUUGCUGUGCAGGGUGCUCCUCUCCUCAGCUGUCCCUAUUAGUUACACUUUGAUUAUUGACUUAUGUGAAAUAAGUUUGGCAUUUUUCUGAGUUUCUAUUUGGCAAAGUACAUUGUAUCUUUUGUUCAAGGUAUAAAAUAGAUAACCUCUGAAAACGUAUAUAAUCUAAACUGUAUUUCUUUACCAAAGAGGUGAUCUUUCCCCCCAAUGUUUUACAUAGCAUGGUAGCUCUACCAAGAACUCCACAGGUAAAACCACUGUAAACUUGUAACUGCCUAACUCUUUAUUAAACUCCCAGUCUGUUUUUUCAAAA
Molecule: messenger RNA, 3692 nt
Organism: Paramormyrops kingsleyae
Lineage: Eukaryota; Metazoa; Chordata; Actinopteri; Osteoglossiformes; Mormyridae
Product: eukaryotic translation initiation factor 4E type 3-like
Biological process (GO): translational initiation
Cellular component (GO): eukaryotic translation initiation factor 4F complex
Molecular function (GO): RNA 7-methylguanosine cap binding; translation initiation factor activity
Source: RefSeq, a predicted model, not a curated record